Molecule: messenger RNA, 2802 nt
Organism: Anopheles marshallii
Lineage: Eukaryota; Metazoa; Arthropoda; Insecta; Diptera; Culicidae
Product: ATP-binding cassette sub-family G member 1-like
Exons: 7
Coding region: 1-2802 (933 amino acids)
Cellular component (GO): plasma membrane
Molecular function (GO): ATP hydrolysis activity; ABC-type transporter activity; ATP binding
Source: RefSeq, a predicted model, not a curated record
AUGGAUCCGGGAAUGAUGGCGGGAAAGACAACCGGUGAAAGUGCUAUGCUUGGGAGUAUAGGUCAUACCCACGGACAUCCACACAAUCCACUGCGCCCGCAUCCACAUCCAUCCCCGACGCCUGCCACGUUACAGCAGCAAUCCAAUCCACACCAACAUCUGCUCCACCACCACCAUCAUCAUCAGCAGCAGCAGCAGCAGCAGCACCAUGCACAUCAUCCGACGGAAACCCCGACCGAGGUUUCGGUCGUCGACAUAAACGCAUCGCUGGCCGCAUCGGCCCCCCUCAUAUCACCGCACGUUGCGUCCGUACACCCGGUCGGUCCCGGUACCGGGAGUGCCGGGCACGUGCCCAGUUUCUGCAACAUUCUAAACGCAUCCAACAGCAGUGAUCUACAGGCGGUCGCCUACAACUCGCUCACACAAAACGUUCGCUGCAAAUCCCCACCGACACUGGUUGAUAAUCUAAAGAACGGGACAAUCGGGAAUUCUCAAAGUGCUCUCUGCAACGGAGCCAUCAUGACAAACGGACAGACGAAAGACUCUAACCUAGCGCACGGCCUAGUGCGGAAGGUUCUCAACAACAGCGAUGGAAAUGGGCAGAAAAAGCCAAUGGUAUCACUCACGCAUCUACCAAAGAGACCUCCGAUCGACAUCCAGUUCAUGGACAUGUCGUACUCGGUGUCCGAAGGUCACAAACGAGGCUACAAGACCAUACUCAAGGGUAUAAACGGUAAGUUCCGAUCCGGGGAGCUAACCGCCAUCAUGGGACCGUCCGGUGCUGGUAAAAGCACGCUCAUGAAUAUUCUCGCCGGCUACAAAACAUCACACCUCAGCGGUUCGGUGCUAAUCAACGGGAAGGAUCGGAAUCUGCGCAAGUUUCGCAAACUUUCCUGCUACAUCAUGCAAGACGACCGGCUGCUACCCUACCUGACCGUGCGGGAAGCAAUGAUGGUGUCGGCCAACCUGAAGCUCGGCAAGGACAUCUCCGUGUCGGCGAAACGUGCCGUCGUGGAGGAAAUUAUCGAAACGCUCGGUCUGCUGGACGCCGCCAGCACGCUCACGCUCAAUCUCUCCGGUGGCCAGCGGAAGCGGCUAUCGAUUGCACUCGAGCUGGUUAACAACCCACCGGUAAUGUUCUUCGACGAACCGACGAGCGGUCUGGACAGCUCAACCUGUUCGCAGCUGAUUGCGCUGCUGAAAUCGUUAGCACGCGGCGGUCGUACGAUCGUCUGCACCAUCCAUCAACCUUCGGCUAGAAUUUUCGAACUGUUCGACAAUCUGUACGUGCUGGCCGAGGGGCAGUGUAUCUAUCAGGGGCGGGUAAACGGUCUGGUACCGUUUCUUGCCUCGCUCGGACUCGAAUGCCCAAGCUAUCACAAUCCAGCGAAUUAUGUGAUGGAAGUUGCAUGCGGGGAGCAUGGUGACUGGAAUAGUAAACUGGUAACUGCAGUCAAUAAUGGUAAAUGUAACAACUAUAAUCAACCGCUUUCGCAAAGCAAAAGCUCCUCCAACAAGAAUGUAUCGCUCGACGUAACGGCAACAGGUACUGCUGAUCAUGAGGAUGAGCUUGCCCUUCUAAAAACGGUAGUCACUACCGGUGAGUACACCGCCAUCAGUAUGCCGCCCAACACAACACCAGAGUCGCAGUUAAAUAAUGAAAGCAAACAGAUCACCGCGAGUGGCGCUGCCGCGGACCGAAAACCAACACUCGGGAAUGGUGCGGAAUCGGCAGCAGUCUCCAUGACCCCCACUACCGCUACGCUGACGACGGUGGCGACAGCCAACACGGGUGCGACGGUCAUCCCGUCGGCCGACGCUACCGGACCGUUGUUAGGUGCCGUUGGUCCGGUUGCUGGAUCCACCCAAACCCAGACCGGUUGCAAGGCGACCUGUACCACUUCACUGCUCGAUUCGACGGAAAGUGUUAGCAUAUCGGUGCCGAAGAAGCAGGCCGGAUUUCCCACGUCCGGUUGGAUGCAGUUUUGGAUACUGCUCAAGCGCACCAUGAUCACGAUCAUGCGUGAUCAAACGCUUACGCAGAUGCGGCUGCUGUCGCACGUGAUUGUCGGUGCGAUCAUUGGUAUGAUCUACUACGAUAUCGGUAAUGAUGCGUCGAAGAUCAUGAGCAAUGCUGGAUGUAUUUUCUUCACCACGAUGUUUACCAUGUUCACCGCCAUGAUGCCGACGAUACUCACCUUUCCUACAGAAAUGGCCGUGUUUGUGCGUGAACAUCUCAAUUACUGGUAUUCGCUCAAGUCGUUCUACUUCGCCAAAACGAUCGCAGAUCUUCCAUUUCAAGUACUCUUCACGAGCGUGUACGUGAUCGUAGUGUACUACCUCACGUCCCAGCCAAUGGAUCCGAAACGGGUGGGCAUGUUCGUACUGAUCUGCAUCCUCACAUCGCUCGUAGCCCAGAGCCUAGGUCUGCUAAUCGGAGCCGGCAUGAGCGUCGAAACCGGUGUGUUUCUGGGCCCGGUCUCCACCAUUCCGAUCAUCCUGUUUUCGGGUUUCUUCGUCAACUUCGACGUCAUCCCGAGCUACCUACAGUGGGUGACGUACGUCAGCUACGUACGGUACGGGUUCGAGGGCGCAAUGGUGUCCGUGUACGGCAUGGAGCGGGAGAAGCUUGCCUGUACCGAGAUCUACUGCCACUUCCGCAGCCCGAAAAAGUUCCUCGAAGAGAUGUCGAUGGACAAUGCGGAGUACUGGAUCGAUGCGACCGCCCUGUUUGGUUUCUUCAUCGCGCUGCGCGUGAUCGCGUACUUUGUGCUGCGCUGGAAACUGCAUUCCAUCCGUUAA